CCCACCCCAGCGAACUUGGAAGUGGAACCGCGCUGAGAGCCCUGCCUGAGGCGCGUGGCGGGGUCCGGAGUCGCGCCGGGGGUUAGGGCGCGCGCGGCCGUAUCGCCAUGGUGUCGGCCAGCGCGUGCGCCGGCCAGGUGGGCGCCGUGCUGCCCCUGCUGCUGGUGCUCUUCGACCUGCUCGGCGAGGGAGUCGAAUGCGGAAUAAAUGCUGAAGUAGAAAAACAACUCGAAAUGGGCAAGAAGUUAUUGGCAGCUGGACAGCUAGCUGAUGCCUUGUCUCACUUCCAUGCCGCUAUAGAAGGGGACUCUGAUAACUACAUUGCCUAUUAUAGAAGAGCCACAGUGUAUUUGGCCAUGGGCAAAUCUAAAGCUGCAAUUCGUGAUUUAAGUAAAGUGGUUGAACUAAAGCAAGAUUUCACAUCAGCAAGAUUACAGAGAGGCCAUUUACUUCUUAAGCAAGGAAAAUUUGAUGAAGCAGAAGAAGAUUUCAAAAAUGUGCUCAAAUCUAAUCCCAGUGAUAAUGAGGAAAAGGAAGCUCGGUCUCAACUGAUGAAAUCCGAUGAGUUGCAGCGCCUGCAUUCACAGGCACAGUCUCUGUAUCGUCAGGAGGAUUAUACUACUGCUAUAAGUCUCCUUGAUGGGAUUCUAGAAGUUUGCGUUUGGGAUGCAGAGCUGCGGGAGCUUCGAGCUGAAUGCUAUAUAAAGGAAGGAGAACCAGGCAAAGCCAUUAGUGACUUAAAAGCUGCUACCAAACUGAAGAAUGAUAACACUGAAGCCUUCUAUAAAAUCAGCACAAUAUACUACCAGUUGGGGGACCACGAACUGUCACUCAGUGAAGUCCGAGAGUGUCUGAAACUUGACCAGGACCAUAAGCUGUGUUUUUCUCACUAUAAACAAGUAAAGAAACUUAAUAAGCAAAUCGAGUCAGCAGAGGAACUCAUCAGGGAAGGCAGGUACACAGAUGCCAUCAGUAAAUAUGAAUCUGUAAUGAAAACUGAGCCAAAGGUUCCUAUUUACACUACUCGUGCCAAAGAAAGGAUCUGUCACUGCUUCUCAAAGAAUGAGCAGUCUGCUGAAGCCAUAAAAAUUUGCACAGAAGUUCUGCUGCUGGAACCAGCUAACGUGAAUGCUUUAAAAGACAGAGCAGAAGCCUAUUUAUUAGAAGAGCAAUAUGAGGAAGCUAUUCAAGAUUAUGAAACUGCUCAGGCCAACAGUGAAAAUGACCAACAGAUUCGUGAAGGCCUAGAGCGAGCCCAGAGGAUGUUGAAGCAAUCUCAGAAGAGAGAUUAUUACAAAAUUUUAGGAAUAAAAAGAAAUGCAAGAAAACAAGAAAUCAUAAAAGCAUAUAGAAAGCUAGCAUCUCAGUGGCACCCUGAUAACUUCCAGAAUGAAGAGGAGAAGAAGAAGGCAGAGAAAAAGUUUAUUGAUAUAGCAGCUGCUAAAGAAGUACUUACCGAUCCAGAAAUGAGGAGGAAGUUUGAUGCAGGAGAAGAUCCACUGGAUGCAGAGAGCCAACAGGGAGGAGGAAGCCCUUUUCACAGAACCUGGAACACAUGGCAAGGAUUCAACCCUUUCAGCUCGGGAGGACCAUUUAAAUUUAAAUUCCACUUUAAUUAGAACCAAGACUAUUUUUCUGUGGCUGCCACUGAUUUAUUUAACACUUUUUUUAUUUAAAAACUCCUUCCAGGAUUCAACAAUUUAAAUUUCAAAUAUGUUGCCCUUAACUAAAGAGUUACUUUAUUAGAAGGAAAGCUAGCUCUUUAAUAUUACAAAAAAUAAAAAGUUUUGCUGCAGUGUGAAUUUAACAAUCCUAUUAUGGUGAGUGGGUGGGCCAGGAUUUUGUUAGCACUAAUAUAGUUGUAGUAGUGCAUACAGAAAUCCUGACUACCACUGAGGAAGAAGCAUGAUGACCUGGAAAACAUAUAAACACAUGCUUAAAUCCUAUCAGUCAAUGACACUUAAGCAUUUGCUUAAAGUUAAGAAUGUGCUUAAAUACUUUUUGGAACUACAGCCUAAUAGAGGUGUAAAAGGUUACUAUGUAUAGCAAUCUUUAUAGUCGCAAAUGAAAAUUUGAGUUAGUGUAUGUAGGGUAAUGAUCCAUCUUUCAGUAUUCUUAAAAAGAAAGACUAAUGACUUGACCAACUACUGCAUUGUGUUACUUUUGUCACACUGAUGCGGUACAUAGAGAGUGAAGAGGCCACUACAGAUUGGUUUUAAAUAAUCUUUUUAAAAUAACAUUGUUACUGACUGUUUGAAAAUGUCUGCCUACUUAAUUUGUUUGGUAAUCUGAAAUCAGUCGGAAUGAUUAGUCCCUAUUAUAACGGCAUCUGUCAAACAUGAAAGUAAAAAAUUCCCUCAUUUUGAACAUUUUGCUUCUGAAUGAUACUUAAAUAGCCAGAGUUUCUUGAUUGGUUUUGUAUUUUGUACUUUUUACACAAAACCUGCUUGAGAUUUGAGCAGGGCAAUUUAAUGUGACACUUCCCCAAAUAUGCAGCAACUUGCCUCUGAUUUUAAUAAAUACUUUAAACUUAUAUGGA
Messenger RNA from Mauremys reevesii (Reeves's turtle), 2539 nucleotides. RefSeq names its product DnaJ heat shock protein family (Hsp40) member C3 (gene DNAJC3). Gene Ontology annotation, cellular component: endoplasmic reticulum. Bases 108 to 1619 code for a protein of 503 amino acids. The record is from RefSeq and is a predicted model, not a curated record. The transcript has 12 exons. Gene Ontology annotation, biological process: protein folding in endoplasmic reticulum. Lineage: Eukaryota; Metazoa; Chordata; Testudines; Geoemydidae. Gene Ontology annotation, molecular function: protein-folding chaperone binding; misfolded protein binding.